UUGUAAUUGACCCGGAAGAGAAACAUUUAAACAAAAUGUUGUCCGCUUGUCUGUAACGUUACGUAUGGUUCCGUCUGAACAGGGGCCACUGGUGCCCCCCUUCAAGACACAAGAUGGAGCCUCGUCACGGGAUUAUGAAAGCCUUUCCCAAAGUUAAAAGAGCGAAAGUGUUACUGGGAAAGGAUGCACCUCCAGUAAAGAAGAAGCUUGAAGAAUGUGAUGUCUCAGGAAGCAUUUUUAAUGGUGUUACAGUGUACAUCCUGCCUGCUGGAAUAGGAACUGCCAGAUGCCAGAUCUUUCAAAGACAAAUUCAGCAGAAUGGAGGACAGACGGAGAGUUCACUGUGUCCCAGUGUCAGUCAUGUUGUUGUGGAUGACAACAUGAACAGGGUCAGGGCUCUGCGCUUACUGAAAGUGGAUUGUAUGCCCUCUGGAGUCCAACUGGUGAAAUGCAUUUGGUUGAGCUUGUGUAUCAGUGAGAAACAACUGCUGGAUGUUGACAGCUACAGCCUUAUUUCACCCAAGAGGGAAUCUGAAACCAAACAUGACAAUAUUAAAGAAGAGUUAUCGAAUGUAAAGCCUACUGCAGAAGCUAUUGCAGAACCAGUGUCUGAUCAGACCAGGCAAGAGGAGACCAUAGACAUGACAGUCUCUGACACUAAAGAGGAAGUGCGAGGAGACGAAGACGGGGUCUCACAGACUGACCUGGAAGCUCUCAUCACUGGUCAGCACCCCAAAGAGGAGACUCCUGGCCCCAGCCUAGACCCUGGUUCAGACUCUGCUGCUCAGAAGGCUGUCUCAGGGAAGUGGGUCUGUGCCCACUCCUCUCAGUCCAAAAGUAAUAACUUCAACAAACACAUCACAGACAAACUAGAAGUGCUGGCCAAGGCCUACACACACCAGGGGGACAGGUGGAGGGCGCUGGGCUACUCCAAGGCUGUCAACGCACUAAAGAGUUACCACAAGCCUAUUACAUCAUAUCAGGAAGCUUGUCAGAUCCCAGGAAUUGGAAAACGCAUGGCUGACAAAAUUGAUGAGAUCAUGGAGAGCGGUCACCUGCGGAAGCUAGACCACCUCGGGGAGGCUGUGCCAGUGUUGGAGCUUUUUACUAACAUCUGGGGUGCAGGAGCUAAAACUGCACAGCUGUGGUACCAACAGGGAUUUCGCACAUUGGAGGACAUCCGCACAAAAGCCCACCUGAGCAACACUCAGAAAAUAGGACUCAAGCACUACGAUGACUUUCUAGACCGAAUGCCCAGAGAAGAAGCAGCAGCCAUAGAGAAAGUGGUGAGGGAUGCCGUCCAGGCCAUAGACCCAGGCCUGGUGGCGAUGGCGUGUGGCUCCUACCGUCGGGGAAAGGCCACAUGUGGAGAUGUGGACAUACUUAUAUCUCAUCCUGAUGGCAAGUCCCACAAGGGGGUUUUCAGCAAAGUUUUACAGAGCCUUCAUGACAGUGGGUUUUUGACAGACGACCUGGUGAGUCACGAGGAGAACGGAGAGCAGAAGAAAUACAUGGGUGUGUGCCAUUUGCCAGGACCCGGCCACCGCCACCGCAGGCUUGACAUCAUCGUAGUGCCCUAUAAUGAGUUUGCCUGUGCGCUCAUGUAUUUCACCGGGUCGGCACACUUUAACCGCUCAAUGAGAGCCCUGGCAAAGACAAAAAAAAUGAGCUUAUCGGAGCACUCGCUAAACAAAGAUGUGGUGCGCCAGGGUAGCUUGAAGGUGUAUAGUGGCACUUCAUUUGCUACACCGACAGAGAAGGAUGUUUUUAGUCUUUUAGGCAUACCAUACAGACAACCUCAUGAAAGGGACUGGUGAAGAUUUGCCAAUCACCAAGCCAGUCGCAAUGACUAAAAUCAUGAUAAUAAAUGAUGAAUUAUAACAAUGGUUACUGCAAUUGUGCUCAACCAAUUUUAAAGAUGUUUUACUGCUCUACAGAUCAUUCAAGAGCCCUGUGUGACUUGAAUGUUAAUUUAAUUCUACAGAUUAAAGGGUUGAGUUCACUCAAAUAUCCAAAAAGACAUAUUUUUCUUACGUAAUUGUUGAUGGGGUAUGUGCUGAGGUUUUGAGAUGUCCACCUCUGAAACUCCUGCUGCCACCCCAAUACAACACAAUGAAUGGGAUUUUGUUAUAGGGUCCAGAGCCUUUGUUUAUUUUGAAGGGAUAGUUUACGUUUCUUCAGCAGACGCCAGUUGGAUUAAGAUAAAGAACAUUGUUAAAAGAUAAAUUGCUCGUUAUACAAGGCUGGCAGCAAAAGUUUCAAGGGAGAAUAUUUUAACACCUUAACAGGUUAAUCCAAAACUAUGUACAGGGCUGGAUGCCACUAGAGGUAAAUGGAAAUAUAUGUGAUUUUGUAAGUUGAGUGAACUGGCCCUUUUAAAUAAAUUUUAAGAUGGGUAAUGCUUGAUGCUGUAUAUUUUAUGAAAGAUGAGUAAUGGUAAUAAAACAUAUCAAAGGGUAA
Messenger RNA from Perca flavescens (yellow perch), 2460 nucleotides. RefSeq names its product polymerase (DNA directed), lambda (gene poll). The transcript has 9 exons. Gene Ontology annotation, molecular function: DNA binding; DNA-directed DNA polymerase activity. Gene Ontology annotation, biological process: double-strand break repair via nonhomologous end joining. The record is from RefSeq and is a predicted model, not a curated record. Gene Ontology annotation, cellular component: nucleus. The coding region runs from base 114 to 1817 and encodes 567 amino acids. NCBI's taxonomy places the organism in Eukaryota, Metazoa, Chordata, Actinopteri, Perciformes, Percidae.